UUUUGCCUGCUUCGUUUUCGAACAGAAUCAUCGGAGAGACGACGGAACACUUCGUGCCGAGAAGAUGCACCGAGCGCCCUCGCGAAUCGCUAUCAAUAACCGUUCGAUGGAGGCGGUGCGAUGCAGAUUUUCCGCCCGUAGCGCUCUUAUGUAUAGGGUGAAGUCCAUCUGUCACCCCAUAUCGAUCUCUGCUUUUUCUUCAUCCCUUGUCCAAGUCCGCUGUGGACCCGGAGAUGGAGUCCAACAGGAAUGGCAGACAGGCCCUUAUGCCAGACCUUGUUCUUGAGGAUCUCCCGCCUUUGCCCGAAAUACAGUCGGAGGAUAUCAAGACACAGGUGUACACUCAUCGAAGCUACUACGCCAGGCCCACCCAUUUGUUCGAGGAUAGUCCCGAAGACCCCAGCCCGGACAACGAGAAGUAUGAGCAUUUGGGGGACUCGGUCGUCAGUUUGGUUGUCACCAGCCUGAUACGCGAGGUGUGCCCCAAUUUGCGCGUCGGCCCGGCCACGAAAGUCCGCGCUCUCCUGGUGGGCAACCCUACGCUGGCAGCCAUUUCUGUUCGUUAUCGCCUCCCGGAGGAGCUGCGCAUGCACCCUGCACAAGCGAUGACGCUCCGGGCCUCAAUCAACAUACAAGCCGAUUUGUUUGAGGCGUUCGUGGGCGGCCUGUACCUCGAUCGUGGCCUCGACGUGGUGAAAGACUGGCUAUACACGCUCUUGCGGCCCUACCUCACCGAAGCCUAUCGCCAGGUCCGUAUUCAAUACGGCCUUUCCCCCGAUCCCCCGCCGCCCUCCCCCAACCUGGCUCCACCAUCUAGCCUAAGCACCACCCGCACUCCGCCGCCCUGUAUGGCAGCAAGCGUCGGGCACCUCUCGCUCUUCAACCAGCACCUGCAGCAGCGGGGCAAGGGCAUCGAGUGGGUGUGGGCCGACAGUGAGGGACAAGGCACGCGCACAACGCCGAUCUGGGUAGUCCGCGCGAUGGUCGACGGAGCAUGCCUCGGCGGGGGCCGUGGGAGCACGAAGAAGGCGGCGAAGAACGAGGCGGCAAAGGAGGGCCUGCAGAACAUGGGGAUCGUAGUCCCGCCCCUCGAGCCACGAGUUGGGGCCUCAGCAUUUUCUCUCUAGACUGUGGCCGGAUGUUCUGGCAAGCCGGAGCUGGUCAUCCCGCCUCAGUGUGAAGAGGGUGUGCAUGAGUCUUAUGAACCGACUGUUUCCUGGCCUGUGAUGGCUCCGUAGGAAGUAAAUGACUAGAUUGUUGAUGUGAUUUGCUUAUCGAAGCCGCUUUCUCGCUAUCCCAUGUGCUGUAAUACGUUCGUAUCUUUUCUUG
Laetiporus sulphureus 93-53 is the source of this 1329-nucleotide messenger RNA. Its product is annotated as ribonuclease III. Gene Ontology annotation, cellular component: nucleus. The transcript is spliced from 10 exons. Gene Ontology annotation, molecular function: ribonuclease III activity; double-stranded RNA binding. The record is from RefSeq and is a predicted model, not a curated record. Lineage: Eukaryota; Fungi; Basidiomycota; Agaricomycetes; Polyporales; Laetiporaceae. Gene Ontology annotation, biological process: regulation of gene expression; primary miRNA processing; rRNA processing. The coding region runs from base 234 to 1127 and encodes 297 amino acids.